Molecule: messenger RNA, 447 nt
Organism: Beta vulgaris subsp. vulgaris (sugar beet)
Lineage: Eukaryota; Viridiplantae; Streptophyta; Magnoliopsida; Caryophyllales; Amaranthaceae
Exons: 1
Coding region: 1-447 (148 amino acids)
Molecular function (GO): zinc ion binding
Source: RefSeq, a predicted model, not a curated record
AUGUUGAAGAAAAGGAAGUGCAAAUGUGGGUUUGAAGUGGCUGUGAGGACUUCAUGGACUAAUGAAAACCCUGGCAGGAAAUUUAUAGCUUGCAAGCUAUACAACCAUGACACUGGACACAGGGGAUGUCAAUUUUUUGAGUGGUUAGAUGAAGACCCUCUGGAAUGGCAAAGGGAUGUUAUUAACACACUUAUUGCUGAGAAGCAUAGGUUUGCAACAGAUCUUAGUUUACUAAGGGGCAGGGUUGCUCUGAUUGAGCAUGAGAAGAAGAGAUUGACUGAUGAGAUGGAAAGGAUGAAGAAGAAGACUGAGAAGAGAAAGGGCUGUGACAGUAGCUGUAAGCAUCAAGUUGUGAAGACUGAUCAUGUAGGAUUAGGAUUAGUCAUAGGAGGUCUUGUGAUGUUGUCUGUAGUUGUUAGUGUAGUUGUUGUCAAAGUUGUUGGUUGA